AAAUAAAAUUGUCUUGGGAGCUAGUAUGAAUCAAAGAUCACGAUAAACUGAUGGCACUUACGGAUUGCUCUAAGAGAACAAGAUUAACUUAUACCGAUGAGAAAUGAAUUUCCAGAAUUUGGUAUAUUCAUCUUAUCUCAUACUAAGGGUUGUAUUGCAUGAAAAUCGAAAAGUUUAAACACAGCCCAAUAUACACAUUCUAUUAAUUAAUCAAACUAUUUUAUCUAAAAACCGUGAAGAGUUUAAACACAACCCAAUAAAAACAACAAUAAAGGAAAAAAGCAACUCCACGCGCGUUGACUGUCCUGGUCAUUAUAAAAGUCCUGGAAACACAUCCUAUUAAUAUCAAGUGAGGGGAUUAUAAAAAGGCUUGUAAAACUUAUGGAGGCCCAAAUUGGUAAACCCAAACAUCAACCCAAUAAAACAACACUAGAGUUCCAGAACAAUCCACGUGUUAACCCCUUAAAAUUUCCUUUUUUUUUUAAUUCUCCCGCCACUAACCCAAAAAUUUCAAAAAAAACAAAAAAAAAACCCAAAGCUUCUCCAACACUACAACUAUUUUCUUCUUCUCUCCAUUUUCUCUCUCCUCUUCUUCACUCUCUCUCCAAAAUUCCGCCAUUUUCAAACACUCAGAAAAACUCUGUAAAAAUGAUGUACGGUUCAUCUAUCUUCUUCGGAAUCCGCUUCUUCCUUGCUGGAUUCACUCCUCAACAAAUCCUCGAGUAUAAAUCCAGGAUUUUGAGUGAAGGAGGAGUAAUUUAUGAUGAUUAUAGUCCUGAUUGUACUCACGUCGUCGUCCACAACCUCGCCUUUGAUGAUCCUAUCUGUGUUACUGCUAGAAGGGACAAGAAGACGCUUGUAACAAUUAUAUGGCUUAAGGAUAGUUUACGAUAUGGAGAACCGAUUGGCAUUGGUAAUAUCAUGUAUAGGCCACUGAAGGAUCUGAAUGGAAUUCCUGGUGCUAACAAGCUUAUCAUCUGUUUGACUGGAUACCAAGGGAUGGAUAGGGAAGACAUGAAGAUGAUGGUGCAAUUAAUGGGAGCACAAAUUUCUAAACCAUUGGUGGUCAGCACAGUUACUCAUCUUAUAUGCUACAAGUUUGAAGGGGAGAAGUAUGAGCUGGCUAAGAAAAUGAACGUUACAAAAGUUGUCAACCAUCGGUGGUUGGUAGAUUGCCUGGAGGCUUGGAAAAUUCUUCCAGAGGAGCCUUAUAGCAGUAGAAGUGGCUAUGAAUUAGACAUGGAAGCUGAGGCUAAAGAUUCUGAAGACGAGGUUGAAGAUAUAUCUGGAAGAAACAAUGAUGGGAUUACUAUAAUGCAAAAUGAAAUGGGGAAAGCUCAUAGUCAUUUCGUGCUUGCAAGGAAUUUGCCAGAUCCUUCUACACAACAAGGAUUCUCUCAUAACGAUGGAAAAUUGCUGCAAUCUGAUAACUCUGAUUUUCUCAAGUCUGCAAGUGUUAAUAAGUUGGGUAAGCAGCCUGUACUGGACCGUAGAGCUCAGUCUUUGAUGGAAGCUAAAGUUGAUAAUGUUGAUGAACCAAGAGCUGCGUUUCCUCUGUCUAAUCAGACUGGAAAUGGCCGUCCCUCUACUUCUGAAAAUCCGAAGAAUGCUGGUGAUUUUGAUGCUGAGAAUUGUAAUAGUCUAAAAUACUCAAGGAAGACUCCACAGAAAACUGCUCUUCCGUCGCAUGUUGAAGAGGGCUUGGGGAACACAAUUGGAUCAUUAAAAGCUCCAUUGAGCUCAAGAAAAACUCCAAGGUCUGGGGCUUCUUUGCAAACUGCAGGAAAGUCUGGCAAGUCGGGUGGGAGAUCGAAAGAUAAAUCAACUAAAAAGAUAAUUGAAGACAUGCCUACGUUUAAUCUGGACAUAGACAAGGCAGAAGAUGCUUCAGGUUUCCUUGGUGAACCAAGUUCCAAAAGACAUGAUGAAUCUGAUGCUAGCAAGCUUAAUUCUUUGAAAUCAAGAAAAUCACCAGCAAAGUCUAGUCUAUCCUUGCAAUCACCGGGAAAGUUGAGCAAUCAAGAUGGAAAAUUGGAAAUUCCUCUUGCUGAAAAGGUGAUUGCUGAUGUGUGCACCUUCAAUAUAGGGCCAGACCAAGGAAAAGCUACUUCUGAAUGUAGAGCAACAAGUGCAGAGAAGGCUAAUUUAUUUGAUGAGAACGGUCCGGGUGCUUUACUUCCACAAAAGAGGACUUCAGAUGGUGCUUCUCACUCUACUCCCAAAUCUCAGAAGUUAACAUCUUCAGCCAGUAAACGAGUUGAUGCAUCAGAACCUCAUGAGAAAAGGAGUAGUGGGGCCCUUAAUUCUGGCUGCCAAAUAGGAGAUGAAUUUGCCACACCAUCUGUAGGUAGGUCAUCCCCUAAUGUUUCAUCUUCCAAGCUCAAAGCAAAGACCGUUGCUUCCUCUAGAUCUUUGGCUUUCGAGAUGCUGCAAGGCGGUGAACCUAUGAACACAGAUUCUCCAACUACCCCUUUUACCAAUAGUGUUUCUACUUCACCAGUUGUUGGUAACAACAAUGGGCAACCCCAGACUCUGCAGAAAGUCACUGAUACGUCUCUUGGCACCAAUGACUUGGAGGCUGAGAAGUCUGGUAAUCUUAAGCUGAACUCUACUGAUCAAAAUGAUAUUCCAAAACCAUCAAAGAAGAAAAUGGUGGCUAGGAAGACUUUGGGUUCCAAAUCUAAAGUAUGUAGAAGAAGUGCUGAUGUUCAGAGAAGUUGUGCCAGCAAAGACUCUUUUCGAGACGAUGCAGCCAUACACUCAGCUGGUCAGGAAAAUAAAGAGCCGCCUACAGCUUCACCUGCUGCUGAUAAAGUUUUUGUGCCCCCUGCAGUAGAAGAGUCAAAUGGUUUGGGUUCAAAGCCUCACCUGGGUACUGAAAGCAAUAAUUUUGCUACACUUUUAGAUGAUGAAACCGAAGCUCCACCAGAAUUGAAUGUGGAUAAUGAACCUUUGGCAGCUGAACAGUCGCUUUUAGUGAAAUCAAAAUCCGGAGAGGCAUCUGGCAUGCUGCUUCAUCAAACAGAUGGGCAGGGAAUGCCUGUGGCUGAAACUGUUGAUAUGAAGAAAAACUUGAUUUCGCAGAAGGGAUUGGCCGUUAAAGCUAGGAAAAAGUCUCUGCUUGCUGCGAAGGAAGCUGCUAAAGAUGCAGAUGAGGCUGAAGCCGGAAAAGUGAAGGAACAAGUUGGUGGUGUUGCUGCAAAAAAAAGACGUGGUACUCUGUUGUUGAAUAAGUCAAAGAGGCCUGUUGAAGCGGGGAAAGAAAUUGAACCCAUUUCUUAUGAUCGUGUUGAAGUAGGAAGAGAACAUGAACUUGAUUGUAAUGAUCAAUAUGAAAAUAAGGGUGGUAAACAGUCAGGGAAGUUAGCUGUGAAGAGUAGGCGUGGAACUUUACUAUCAAACAGGUCAAAGGGCCCUGUUGAAGUGAAUAAUGAAAAUGACCUUGUUGAUUGUUACGAUGGUCAAAAUGGCAGUAAAAAUUGCCCUGCAGAUCUGGCUGCUCCUUCCAACAUGACACUGGACAAUAUGGAAAUCAAAAGGAAAAAUGACACUGGUGUUUUUACUGACCAAGGCACAAGAAAGGUUUCAAAGCGCUCUGGGAAGUUAAAAAUGUCAAAUGCCCCUGCCGAAGCAGAAAUGGAAAAUGAGCCGGUCCUUGAUGGUGGACAAUACUCUGGGAAGCAGGUUGGUGCACCUGGUAUCUUAGAUAGUUCUGUGGAGGUUGACAAAGAAAACGAACCUAUCCUCGCUACUAAUUUAGAUACUAGUAAGGGUGUAAAACGUGCUGGUAAAUUAGCAGGGAAGAAGAAGGGUGGUACUCUAUUGUUAAACAAGUAUGAGGGGCAAGUCAAUGAGGAGAAUAAGAAUAAGCCAGAUCUUGAUGAUGAAGAAGUUACAAAUAAAGGUGGAAUAUUCACUGAAAAGCUGACCAGUAAGUCCAAUUCUACAAUCAAUGAGAGUGAUGCAGUUAAGGGUGGGAAACGUGCUGGUAAAUUAGUUGGGAAAAAGAGGCGUGGCACCUUAGUUAUAAACAAAUCUGAGGUGCAAGUCAAUGAGGGGAAUGAAAAUAAAUUAGUUCUUGAUGAUGAAGUUGAUACAAGUAAUGGAACUGAGAAGCUCACCAGUAAGCCCAAUUUGACAGUCAAUGAGAGUGAUGCAGCUAGCAAGGAUGGAAAACGUGCUGGUAAAUUACCUGGGAAAAAGAGGCGUGGCACACUAGUAUUAAACAAAUCACAGGUGCAAGCCAAUGAGGAGAGCAGAAAUAAGUCAGUUCUUGAUGGUGAUGAAGAUGCAAGUAAUGGAAAGGAGGAGCUGACCAGUAAGUCCAAUAUGCUAGUCAAUGAGAGUGAUACAGCUUUUUCAAAUCCUUUGAACAUUGAGUUGAAAAAGGUUCAAAAACAAGCAGCAUGUUUCAUACUUUGUGGACAUAGACUACAGAGAAAAGAGUUCCAACAACUCAUCAAGCGUCUCAGAGGAAAAGUAUGCCGAGAUUCUCAUCAAUGGUCAUAUCAGGCUUCACAUUUUGUUGUUCCAGAACCAAUCCGUAGAACAGAAAAGUUCUUUGCUGCUGCAGCAUCUGGGAGUUGGAUUUUGAAGACUGAUUACUUGAUUGCGAGCAGUCAAGCCGGAAAGUUCUUGCCUGAGGAACCUUAUGAGUGGCACAAGACUGCCCUCAGUGAAGAUGGUGCUAUUAGUUUCGAGGCUCCAAGAAAGUGGCGCCUUCUAAGGGAGAAGACAGGUCAUGGUGCUUUUUAUGGCAUGCGAAUUGUAAUAUACGGAGAAUGCAUUGCUCCACCUCUGGAUACCUUAAAGCGAGUAAUAAAGGCUGGAGAUGGGACUAUCCUUGCUACUUCUCCACCUUACACCCGUAUUCUUGAAUCAGGAGUGGAUUUUGCCAUUGUUAGUCCUGGGAUGCCACGCGUUGAUUUAUGGGUACAAGAGUUUCUCAAACACCAAAUUCCUUGUGUUUUGGCUGAUUACUUGGUGGAGUAUGUUUGCAAGCCUGGAUACACUCUAGAUAGGCAUGUUCAAUAUAACACCCACGAGUGGGCUGCUAAGUCAUUUUCAAAGCUCUUGAGCCUGUCAGAAGAGGUUGUAGCCGAUAAUAUUACACCACCAGAUGAUCAGGUUAGUGAUGACCUCGGAUGUCAAGUUUGUGGCUCAACUGAUAGAGGGGAAGUCAUGUUAGUUUGUGGUGAUGAGAGCGGUUCCACUGGCUGUGGAAUCGGAACUCACAUUGAUUGUUGUGAUCCUCCUCUCGAGAGUAUCCCUGAAGAAGACUGGUUUUGUCCCAAAUGUACUGAAUAACUUCGUAAAUGUUAUUUGAAGCUGCCAUACGCAAAUUAUUCUGCGUGUCACAGCUAAAAUCUCGGCCAUUUCACCUUCAUGUACAUCUCUUUAGUAUUGUAAAUUUUUGUAGGAAGAUGUUGUAGGAACCAAGAGUCAUGUAAUCAAUGGCUCAAAGCACAAUCUAAGUUAAAAGUUAUGUGUAGUACAAAUGUACAAUUAUCAUUGUGCUUUUGUAUUUUAUCUAGACUAAAUUUUUCAUAAGAAGCUUGUGUUAAUAAUUAUGUUUUACUUUAUAUUUUUUGCAUGAUGAAUCUUGAGAUAAGAGAAAGCGUUAUAUUUUGGUGUAUAUGUUUUUUUGGCUGCUUUAUUAAAGAGUUUGAUGUAUAAAUAAUUUUACUAAGUAAAAAUCUCUGAUUUAUGUUUUUUUGAUUCCUUGAAUUAUAAACAGUUAAAUGGGCCCAUCUUU
Molecule: messenger RNA, 5755 nt
Organism: Chenopodium quinoa (quinoa)
Lineage: Eukaryota; Viridiplantae; Streptophyta; Magnoliopsida; Caryophyllales; Amaranthaceae
Product: BRCT domain-containing protein At4g02110-like
Exons: 10
Coding region: 382-5307 (1641 amino acids)
Source: RefSeq, a predicted model, not a curated record